Messenger RNA from Seminavis robusta, 2042 nucleotides. NCBI's taxonomy places the organism in Eukaryota, Bacillariophyta, Bacillariophyceae, Naviculales, Naviculaceae. The record is from the annotation of a GenBank genome assembly.
CUUGUGGCAGCUUCCCGUCAUUGUUCUGUUGAAACUGAAGUACCAUGUCUUUGUCCUUGUCUGAUAGUAGCAGACAGAAGAAGAAGGAUACUAGUAUAGCCAUGAGACACUGGAGGUUCAAGACAGCGCUGAUAACACCAGCAGCAGCAGUUGUGUUGAUGUUGGGACAAUCGGGGAAUGCUUUUUUGCCACUCCAAACGAAUACCUUCCGAACGAAUAGUCAAAGGAUACGGAAGCCAAUAAUAGUAUCAGGUAUCUCUACAACGACAGAUGCGAACGGCGAUAACAACAACAACAAUGGUGCUGAUCUCAUUUACAAUCCCUCCUUGGACGACGAGCAUGUCUAUGUGACUCCCACGACAGCACUGUAUACCGGCGAUCCCAAUGACCAUCGGUACAGUGCUUCCGACUGGUUGGCCAAUGUCAAGAGUCUGCCUCGAUCCACCAUUCUACGAGCCAUUCAAGGACCCGUUAUUUCCGUCAUGGUAUGGUCCUGCGUCGUUUCAGGCGUACACAGACUCCUCAAACUGUUGCACUUGAAAGCAGUCGAUGCCAUGUGCAUUUCCAGCAAACCACAUUCCUUUCUCGUCAGUGCCCUGGGGCUGUUGCUCGUCUUUCGCACCAACUCGGCCUAUCAACGAUUCGCUGAAGGACGCAAAAUUUGGGAACAAAUUCUUUCCAUUUCACGCAAUAUCAGUCGACUGGCGUGUUUGUACGAAGACGAUUUGGGCCACGAACGCAAACAUCGCAUCUUUCGAUUGCUCGGAGCAUUCCCCUAUCUCCUGCAUCAUCACAUUCAACCACAAUGUUUGACUCCAAAAGACUACAAUCAACUCAAGGGAACCAAAUAUGCCUUGAAAUUGCAAGACUGUGCCGAUCUGUGUUACGAGCAAGACAAGAAUAACAGUGACAAUGGCAAUAUACUCGCUUACAUGGCACAAACCAUGCGACGGGUGCGUGGCGGCAAAAAUAAACAACAACAACAGCAACAAGACGAAGAUGUCUAUUGCGGAUUGGUCGAUCGAGACGAAUGCGAAACGUGUCUCGUCGAUCGACGGGCAUUGCCGUGGUGUUUGUUGCCACCAGCGGCAUUGACCAAAUGCGUCGAUUCCGACAAUCGACCGCUCUGGAUCUGCGAUCGAUUGGCACAAGAAUUGACCAAUGUCGGAUAUUCCGAUAAUUUCACAUCCAGGGAACGAUUGGCAUUCUUGUCGCAAAUUGAUAAACUGUCCAAGAGUAUUGGAGAAUGCGAGAGAAUUUCGCAAACCGCAGUCCCAUUGAAUUAUGCUCGGCAUUCCCUGCGGAGUUUAACCAUUUGGCUGUUCAGUUUGCCAUUUGCAUUGGUAAACGAAUUCGGUAUGCUCACCGCGCCGGUCAUGGGAGUCAUCUCGUGGACGCUCUUUGGGGUCUAUCAAAUUGGAUCCACCAUUGAAGACCCAUUCCAGGGGUCCUUGAGACUCAGUAUUCUAUGUGAUGCAAUCUACAGAGAUGUCAUGUACGAUGCGGACUUGAGGAAUAGAAGAGAUUCCGCAUUUCACUUGGAGCCAGAACUCAUCGAAUGGGAUCAAAUGGGACCCAUCGACGGACAAGGAGAAGCAGACUCAAACCCAUUCCUGUCUCUACCACCCAAUGGGGAGAACGCAUCUGCAAUGCCACAACAAUCCACUGCUCCGUCUCUUUCCAAAACGGAGGUGGAAGAACGGAAAACAACAGACAAGGAAUCUAGGAAACAGCCACCACCAUCUCAAGAUAGCGAUCCGAUGCAGCCUCGGCCGUAGUGGCAUGGCAAACUACUGUCUGUCAUAACAUUUAUGCACUCUCACGGCACCGAGUCAAAGUAAACGUGCACAUGUAUAUUCAUAGCUAUGUCAUACUUCAGGCAGCAAUCUUUGUAAAAUAGCAAGCAGAACGAAAAACUUCUCCAUACAUAGCAGAUAGCUAAAAGUAAGCACAUCAUUGGUGGAACAGGAAAAGCCAAAUCCAUGAAAGAGAAACAUUAGAAGUACCAUAAUGAGAAGGACCAAUGGAGCAGCUCUCUUGAG